Messenger RNA from Schistocerca gregaria, 4968 nucleotides. RefSeq names its product protein unc-93 homolog A-like. Gene Ontology annotation, cellular component: striated muscle dense body; plasma membrane. Gene Ontology annotation, biological process: regulation of muscle contraction; regulation of potassium ion transport. The transcript has 6 exons. Lineage: Eukaryota; Metazoa; Arthropoda; Insecta; Orthoptera; Acrididae. Gene Ontology annotation, molecular function: potassium channel regulator activity. The record is from RefSeq and is a predicted model, not a curated record. Bases 897 to 3155 code for a protein of 752 amino acids.
UCACAAUCAGCUGUGCGCCGCGCGCCGGUGGUUUACAGUCGCGCCGACGGCAGAGUGCGCUUACGUAAAGAUCGCGAGGGCGGGAAACCGCGCCGGCGGACGGCAGACCGCAAGCAACAGCAGUCGUCCUCGCCGGCUUCUGGCUCCUCCACCGCCACUUCUGCGAGUGGCGCGGCACCGGACACAACCCGCAGUGCGCUUCUACAACCAUCGAAGAGAGCAGUACUACACGUGCAGGUCGUACGCGUGUAAUCUGCCAGUUAAAGCUCCUACAUUCUCCGUUCCACCUAUCGAUAUAUUUAUUUGCCUGCGGCGGAGCUCUCUGCUUGAACGCUAAGAAGUGAUCUGUGUAACGUAAGGGAAGCGAAUAUUUACUGUCGAUAAGGGAAUCUCUUGAAUGACUUGCAACAGGUUACUGACCUCACCCACCCUGUGCGCUUCCUCGCUGUCCUCAAAUCGUACCCCGAGGGCUCGUUGCCAUGAGUCUCCAGCAAACAGCUGCUAAACCGAGACGCUCUACACAAAUCCGGAAGUAAGCAAGCGUAAUUCGGGCUGUGGAUUGUGUAUUAUCUCCAGGCGCACAGUUUGCUUAUUGCUUUGGUAGUGCCGUGGAUUACGCACAAUGACUAUGAGCUUCCUAAGACGCUGCUGAGCUAAAUAGCGACGGGAUCUGCAUCUGCUUUCUUUUAACAGCAUAGGCGUGCGUGAGUCGGCACGAAUUGCUUCUGCUCGUGCUUGUGGUAGAUACGGAGCCUUCAGAGGGCAGCGGCCAUAUUUCGCACUACCGCAUUUCGCACUACUUCGAAAAACUAGACACCUGCCGAACACUGUGAACACGAAACAAAAUUCGAGAAAACUUCUUCGACUGUGGACGAGGAGCCAUAAAUUGUGGUAAUAUGGAUUCAGGCAGCGAAGGAGCAGUUACGAGUGUUAUUAAAAGUGGUGGUGUUAUGCACGAAGACUCACUGGGUAAUUACCUGCAUUCGAAGACAACCGUAAAUUCCACGUCGCCGGUGCAAAUUUGCAAAGGAACGUUUUCUGAAAGUGUGUGUACGGACGAAAUCGAUCGCUAUGGUAAAAUGGACAACUCAGCGAGGGAGGAAUGCGUGACAAAUCCACACGCUUCCGGAUCCGAGAAACUCAAUGAGCUGGAAUGCCGUCCCGCAACGGAGACCGCGGUUCGGUCGUCCGCUGACGCUCCUGCGACAGAUCGGGAACUGAGUACAGCGAUCGACCAGCGCAGAUCGAUUGCGAACGGCGCUGUGGAAAACAGUCCUUCCACGGACAUCGGUCGCGGUGCCGAGAGUGAAAGCAGUGAGACGGGAUCGGCGGACGCGACAAACGGUGUCAGGGAGACAACACCAGUGGACGGUGGAGCUGAUUUGCGAAGUAGCGAGGAAGUGCCUCGCCGCUUCGGAGGGCAGGUCGCGGCGGUGCGUCCCACUAGUGGAGCGCCUAAGCCCGAAGGAAACGCUCAGCCCGUGGCGGUCGCUGCUGGUCAAAACACAAUGUCUACUGAAGGCUGCGCUUCCAGCGAGCGAUGUCGACCAGAAGAGGGGUCGGGUGGCGAGACUGGAGACAUCAACAGUAACGACAGCGCCUCUACGGUUGUUCCGAAGAGUAACGGUGGCUUCGACAACCCGGCUUUCGUCGGCGACGGCGACAGACCGCCGGCGAAAGAGAAGAGCCUCGACGGCAAAGUGGACAGCGACACGGAACGCGGCGAGGACUGUUCGGGCGCGGCUCGUGAGAGGCGCCGCAUCGUGGUGAACGUGCUGGUGCUGAGCUUCGCCUUCCUGGUCCACUUCACGGCCUACUUCGGCGCGGCCAACCUGCAGAGCUCGGUGAACGCGUCCGAGGGGCUGGGCACCGAGUCUCUGGUGGUCGUGUACGCGGCCCUCAUCGUCUCCAGCUUCUUCUUGCCCGCCACCGUCAUCAGGCGGCUGGGCUGCAAGUGGACGCUGGUGGGGAGCAUGGCGGUGUACACGCCGUACCUGGCGGCGCAGUUCUGGGCGACGCGCGGCUCGCUGCUGCCGGCGGCAGCGCUGGUGGGGCUGGGCGGCGGCCCGCUCUGGUGCGCCAAGUGCUCCUACCUCACCGCCGCCGCCCGCCGCUUCGCCAGCCUCGCCGGGCAGCGCGACGACGACGUCCAGGUGCGCUUCUUCGGCGUCUUCUUCACCAUCUUCCCCGUCGCCAACGUCCUGGGCAACGCCAUCUCCUCCCUCGUGCUGACGGCGGGCUCCGACGCGGAGGUGGCGGCCGGCGUCUCUUGCGGCGCCUCCUUCUGCCCCAGCGAACCGGACGCGGACGCCAACCCGAACCUGCAGCGGCCGCCGCUGUCGCAGCUCUACACGCUCAACGGCGUCUUCCUGGGCUGCAUGGUCGCCGCCGCCACAGCCGUCGCCGUCUUCCUCGCCCCUCUGGAUAGCGCUCCGGACGAGGAGGCGGCUUCCGGGCUGCGGCUGGUGACGGCGUCGGCGCGCCUGCUGCGCGACCCGCUCCACUGCCUCGUCACGCCCAUCGCCGUCUUCUUCGGCGUCACGCAGGGAUUCCUCGGCGCCGACUUCACACAGGCGUACGUGUCGUGCUCGUGGGGGAUCCCGCACAUCGGCUACGUGCUCAUGUGCUACGGCGCCGUCAACUGCGCCUCCUCGGCCGUGGUCAGCUGGGUGUCCAAGUCCGUGGGCCGCGUCGUCGUCAUCUCCAUCUACCUGCUGUUCUACGUGCCCAUCCUGCUGACUCUCUUCUUCUGGCAGCCCGACCCCACCGUCAGCACCGCCGCCUUCUUCGUCUUCGUCUCCUUCUGGGGGGUCACCGACAGCGCCUUUCUCGUCGUCAACGCACUGUUCGGCAUCCUGUUCCGCGGCAACGAGCAGGCGGCGUACAGCAACUUCCGGGUGUUCGAGAGCGUGGGCUUCAUCGUGUCGUACGCGUACAGCCCGGUGCUGUGCACGCACGUCAAGCUGUGGCUGAUGGCCGGGCUGCUGGCUGUGGCCGCCGGCUGCUACUGGUCCGCUGAGUGGCUGGCCCGGCGCCGCGACGCCGCCUCCUUCUGGCCGCACGAUAAGCAGAGGGAGCGCCACCACCAGCACCAGCACGGCCACCUCAGAGACUCCUACAACAAGCCCGCCGGCAAGGCGCUGGACGGCUGGUAGCGGCUCGAGGAAGUGGGGAGCGCACAGCGACUCGAGGGAACGGCCCACACCCACAGCCUUCAUUUGUACGCCUACUUACUAGCGAGACAACUGAUGUCUUCCCAGUUUGUUUGGAUAGUAUACCCCGUCGAGUCCCAUCGUGACCACUUACUAGCACACACAGCUGUUAUCGGGGUUGGAGGGAACUCAGUUACUCACAGGUCUCGACGGUGGUACGAAGUCAAACAGUGCACAGUGCUUCACCGCUGACGUUUAGCAGCGUAUAGCGACGUAAGCGGCCCUACACAGUUUUGGUUGGGACAAGAGAAGUAGUUUGAAUUUUUCUUCACGUUCUUCCUCGGCAGACACUUCCGGCAGUGCGCUAAAGUGCAUUAUCCUACUGAACGUCUUUGUUAUCCGCUUUGAAUUGACUGGUCGUUUACAAAUAAGAGCCGUUAAAAAAUUGGGUAAUUUUUGCUAGACGACGCCCUGAAAAUAUCCCCUGCAACGUAAAGUUGCGCCCAUCUCUUCCACUGUUUGUUGCGCCUGUUCUCCACCAGUCUCCAACUGGUAUACUUACGCCCGUACGUUUUAUCAAACAAUAAACGUGACUCAUUGAAGUUACGUCCUCGUCGGCAAAUCAGCAGCAAUUGAGCGUCGCUGUGGAUGUUUUUGUCGUUUAAUGGUGCGCUUUUGAGUGAUCUACUGAGAUAUCGAUUCCAUUUCACUGCACUAUAUUUCGACGGCCGACGCAGUCCUUUUCUUCGAGCUCCACAAGCUGUUUAUCAUGCGUAUUCGCUUUCUGGAUUUUGCGAUAUUUGUUGGCGUGUCGGCUCCGUUUGUGGCCGAGUUCUUGCCUCUCCCCAAAGCGCCCACUGCUCCAAUUAAUUCUUAUUCGAAGUCCGCACUGUCUGUACCGUAAACGCACAUUCGGCGUUUUCCACCUCUCAUGUAUGCUGUAUCAUGUACCAUAAACGACGAACGAUUUAAACACAAAAAGGCUGCUGAUAAAGUCCACUAGCGAGGUAAUAUUUUUUGGUUAGACUAUAGCAUAGACCAUGGGAAGCCACAGGGCUUAAGAGUGAAUGAAAAUGGUUGUUUUUCUGCUCCCCACUUCAUCCUUCUUCUUAACUUCCUACUGUACCCAGUGCCGAAAUCACGUUACUCCUGGUUCUUAGCCAGACCACAUGAAUCCCGUGGCAGUCACAGUGGGGUACUCUUAUUGAUGAGAUUAUUCUCACCGUGUUUAAUGAGUCAUCGUUGAAGAUAUUUGAUCGAAACCUCUACCUUACACCUGUACUGUGUGUAUAAGCAGCUGACCUACUUGCGUGGGCGAGUGUAAACUAAACACAGUUGGAAAUGUGGAUGCCGAGCCCAACGGCCUCGUUGUGCCCUGGAAGGGUGCUCAUACAGUAGUGACUGCAACAAAGUGGGUGGUCUAACACAUGAAAUAACUGCCCCUGAGUAAAUCUUGGAGAACCAUACACUGUUUCAUGUAAGAUUGGGCACACUGCAAAAUAGCAGUCGCUAAUGCCAUCAAUACCGCCAUAAAAUGAGUUUCAAGAAGACUGUGUCUUCCUUCAAAAAACUAGCUUCUUCGAAACAGAUGGCUGGCUAUGAACAUGCAAUAAGGGCCAAUUCUCUAUGGCCAUUUCUGUAAUGACUGUAUCAUAAAUUUUAAGUUUAUACCUCGAUAGAGGAUGACUUGCAGAUAAUUCUAUAACUCAAUCUUUCGUCAGUUUAUGGCAAAAAGGACUAUACUUACUAAAUGGAACACUUUAUUCAUGUUUCACUACAGAAAUAGAUAAUAAAUAAAUAAAAAUUGUUACGGAAA